AUGGCGACAGCCUUCAUCUUCUUACCAUUGUUACGGCCAUGCAUCAUGAGCGAGUUGGUCAGCCUCUCGACAAUUGGGCACAGGGCCUUCCUGAACCGCUUGGCCUGGUACCUCCCGGCCGUGUGGGGCAUUGGCCCGGAUAAGCAAUGGGGAAACGCAAUGAUUGAAAAGGUCGUUGAUGCAGAGCUAGAUCGUCGGGCCCAUGUAACCGGAGAAAGAAUGUUGAAAGCAGAGGAUAUUAAUAUCCACGCAUUGGGAAAAGUCGAUAAAGAACCAAGUUACUAUAUAUUUGUCAACGAUGACAAAAUCUUUGACAAAGCCUUCCAAUUAGUCAAUGGAAGUUAA
Molecule: messenger RNA, 345 nt
Organism: Striga asiatica
Lineage: Eukaryota; Viridiplantae; Streptophyta; Magnoliopsida; Lamiales; Orobanchaceae
Source: the annotation of a GenBank genome assembly